Salvelinus namaycush (lake trout) is the source of this 2615-nucleotide messenger RNA. Its product is annotated as vacuolar protein sorting-associated protein VTA1 homolog. The transcript is spliced from 8 exons. The record is from RefSeq and is a predicted model, not a curated record. Lineage: Eukaryota; Metazoa; Chordata; Actinopteri; Salmoniformes; Salmonidae. Bases 107 to 1051 code for a protein of 314 amino acids. Gene Ontology annotation, cellular component: multivesicular body. Gene Ontology annotation, biological process: late endosome to vacuole transport via multivesicular body sorting pathway.
GCAGAAGAAUUCUUCGAUAUUAGGAACACUUUUUAGAGCUAACUAACGAUCCACAUUUCGAUUGUUGGUUAAUCUGUUAUAGUUAGUGUUAUUGAUAUUCUUAGAGAUGGCUCUUCCACCACAGCUAAAAGCCAUUCAGCACUAUCUAAGAACUGCACAGGAACAUGAGAAGAGGGAUCCUGUCGUGGCUUAUUACUGUCGGCUUUAUGCCAUGCAGACGGGAAUGAAACUGGACAGCAAAACCCCAGAAUGUCGGAAGUUUCUUGUGAAACUGAUGGGCCAGUUAGAAACGAUGAAGAAGGAGCUGACUGACAGUGACUCAAUCACCCAGGAAGUUGUCGGCAAUGCACACAUCGAAAACUAUGCCUUAAAAAUGUUCCUCUAUGCUGACAACGAGGAUCGGUCAGGAAGAUUCCACAAGAAUAUGAUUAAGUCCUUCUACACAUCUAGCCUUUUGUUAGAUGUCCUGUCAGUUUUCGGCGAGUUAUCGGAGGAGAACAUCCAGCACAGGAAGUAUGCGAGAUGGAAGGCCACUUACAUCCACAACUGUCUGAAGAGUGGUGAAACCCCACAGGCUGGCCCUGCUGGCUAUGAAGAGGAAACAUAUGAGGAGGAGUAUGGUGCUGAGGGUGGAGGGGGACCCUCCUCCCAGUCUGCUCAGCCCCAGUCUCCACCUCAUUCCCAGCCCGGCUUCGGGGAUCCAAACCAGGGGCCUGGGUCCAUGGGCGGUCUCCCCUACCCCCCCACCAACUACAACAAUAUCCACAUCCCCCCUGGAGCCCAUUGCCCAGCCAACACACCUGCAGAGCUCCCUCCACCUGCAGCAGGAGAAGCCAUUCAACCAGUGCCUGUUCCCCGAAGCAUUCCAGCGGUCGACCCCUCACUGCAGAGUGCCACUCAGGAAGGUGACGUGCGCCUCACGCCAGAGGACUACACCAGAGCUCAGAAGUACUGCAAGUACGCCGACAGUGCCCUGCAGUAUGAAGACGUGGGCACGGCGGUGCAGAAUCUGCAGAAGGCCCUGAAGUUGCUUACCACUGGCAAAGAAUGAGACCCAUUGUCCCCCGGCGUCACUGUAUCACUAUAUCGCUGAUCUGGCCCAGAAGAACUGAGACCGUUACCCUAUAAUCUACAGCAACCCCAGCUGUAUCCGUCUGAAGAAAGCAAUUCUGUCCCAACAUAACGUAAACAACAAUGACAUCUGUGUCUCCAUAUUGGACUCCUGCUGUGGAGCUUCCAACAUGUCUGUCCAUAACUAGUGAGUUGCUCAUUAAAGACUUCCUGAGCCUGUGUUAAAACAGUGCAUUUAUCACCUGCUAAUAUACUCCUUAUAUUAGUUUACACAAACAACCUGUUCACCUUAGUUUGAUAACACUUUUGUGUAACACACAUAUCUCCUUUUGUAUGCAUGCACGUUUUGGGAACGUACUCGUUUUGCAGUUCAAAAAAUACCAAAUCUUUCAUCAAUUUUACGUACAGUAAGUAGCCCAAUGCUUCAAGUAGACAGUAGAUAUAAUCCUCUAUUUUCAGGCGACAUUGAUCUGCCCUUUACUGUGUUUUCAAUACAGUAUCUAUUUGUCUUAUUUUCUCGGGUGAAAGGACUCAUUUCUGCAUCAACACAAUUUAAAUAAAAUGUGUAAAUUGAUUGAUGGUUGGUGACCUGUUUGUAUAUACUGAUACUGUCUGCUUUAGUAAACAAAACUGUCCAAGCAAGAGGAGGACUUUUGUUCAACAAGAAGGGGACAUAUACGGUUAGUUUCUUGGACAUAGGUUUAGCCUAGUCCUAGACUAAAAAGCUAUUUUAAUGGAGAUUAGCCAUUGUGCAUUCUUUUUAGUUGGGGACUAGGCUUAAUCUGUGUCCAGGAAACCGCCCAUAGAGAAGUAAUGUCACUUUAGUUGAAAGCCCUUCCCUUCACGAAACUUGUACUUCUGUAUGCUCUUAUCUUUGACUGAGCAGUAGAUCGGUCCAUCCUCAAAUAUGCAGAAUUUUCUGAGUGAAUUUUGUGUUUCUAAUAUUUCUAAAUUGUUCAUUUCAUUUAUCGAUGUGUACUUAAAUGAAGGACUCAUUUCCCUGUUAUUAAAACACAUCAAUUAAAGUAUUUAGGUCAUUGUUCAUCAUUUUAUACAUUUCCAUAGUGAUGUUGAACUGGGAAAUAUUGAAGCAUGCCAGUGCUCCACACCGUAGAGACAGCAACAGUCUGUUGAGGGGGUUUUUGAAUAGAUUUAUCCAGAACGCAACAUCCCUCUCGACUGCUGUCUCCACUUGAAAUGUAUUUAACUAAUUUGCUCUGUUUAUGUAGCCAAGCUUUGAAGAUGACCUUCUCUUCUCCCUUUUAGUGUUCGUUUGAUAACAGUAAUUGAACUGUAAUGUACAGCCAUUGGCGAUUAUUAAAAUGUGCUGAAACUCUAAGAGCAGAUAAUUGAGUGGACCUCACUGUGGAAUGUUCACUCUGAAGGCUCAUCAUAUUAAAUAAAUGUUUAAACGUGUAUAUCAAUGAGAUGAAAGGAGUGAACAAUUACAUUUAGAGCAUUUGUAAUAUCACCAGGUAGUCCCCUGCUGCAUUACAAGGGCCAUUGAAAUAAAAUGCUGGAAAUUAAACCUUUAAUGAACUGCA